GCGACUUUCCAACACAAGUAAAAUGGGGCGGAGAACUUGCAAUUAAUCGCACCGCUCGGAAACUUUUUACCUGAGGUUAUACACACAAAGUGCUGGCACGGGUCCAUUGAUUGCGCCGCCAGUUCAUCGUGCUUUGAAAUGCCAGGCCAUGAGCCUUGAUGAUCACGGCUUCGAUGCUUGGUGAUGCUUUGAUCCAAGAUGGAGAUAGGCUUCCUGCCUGGCAAGGCUACCUUAUCCUCUAUAUAAGGUCGUAUACCUCAGCCUUCAAGACGUCUGUCUACUGCCUGAGCAGUCUCCCCAUCGUAACAUAAACACUUCGAAAACACGCCUUCUAACAAAUAGCCUCAUAUCCAUCUUUAACCGUACAAAAUGGCACCCCUCAGAGUUGCAGUUGUUGGCGCUUCGGGCGAGACUGGUGGAUCCAUUGUGACCGCGUUGCUCGAGUCCCCGGAUCAGUUUGAAGUCAUCGCACUGGUGCGCCCGGCCUCCAUCUCAAAGCCCAAGAUCCAGGAGUUCCAGAAGCGCGGCAUGAAGGUUGUGGCCGCAGAUGUGGCCAACUCGUCUGAGGCUGAGCUCGCCAAAGCGCUCGAGGGCGUCGACACGGUUGUCGCGGCCGUUGAUGGCUUCAGUCUGCAGCAUCAAAUCCCUCUGGCCAAUGCCGCCAAAGCUGCCGGCGUAAAGCGCUUCAUUCCCAACUUCUUUGGACCUCCAUCGCCCCGGGGUAUCCAGUGGAUCCGGGACCAGAAACUCGCAAUCCUAGACUACAUCAACCAGCUCUACCUCGGCUACACCGUCGUCGAGGUUGGCUGGUGGCAGCAGCUCAUCGUUCCCAAGCUGGCCUCGGGCAGGGCCGACCACGCUCAGGUGCUCCCCCUUGAGGCAUCGCCGCACACCACCAUCUACGGCGACGGGAAUGUCAAGAUCGGCCUCACCCACCUGCGCGACAUUGGCCGCUAUGUGGCGCGCAUCAUUGCCGACCCGCGCACCCUGAACAAGAAGGUGUACGUGUACGGCGAGCUGGCGACGCAGAAUGAGGUUGUUGCGCUUAUGGAGAAGGUCUCGGGUGAGAAGAUCCAGAUGAAACAUAUGUCCAAAGAAGCCACCUUGUCAGCCAUCGCCGAGGCCAAAGCCAUGGGAACCGCGGGCGUCCUGGCGCGGGCCGCAAGCGAAUACCCCCUCUCCUGGGCCAUCCGCGGCGACAGCACCCCUGAGCACGCCGCCUACCUCGGCUUUCUGGACGGCAAGGAGCUGUAUCCGGACUUCAAGCCAACCACGCUUGAGGAAUUCUUUCGCGAGGUAUUGGGCCUGGGCUCUCGGGAGUACGAGAAGCCCUAUGGGGGAAACCUGGACGUCGAGGGGUUGGCGAAGCGGGCUGAGACGUAUGCUGAGCGGGCUUGAGAAGUUGAGGCUGGCUUGGUAGCUACGGUUAUGGUACCUAGGUACUUAGGUAGGUAGGUGGUUUGUUCGCUGUUAAUGAUUUCUGUACCUUACACCUUUGUAUCAACAUUGUUGAAC
Messenger RNA from Canariomyces notabilis, 1515 nucleotides. RefSeq names its product NAD(P)-binding protein. Gene Ontology annotation, molecular function: oxidoreductase activity. NCBI's taxonomy places the organism in Eukaryota, Fungi, Ascomycota, Sordariomycetes, Sordariales, Chaetomiaceae. The transcript has 4 exons. The record is from RefSeq and is a predicted model, not a curated record. Bases 370 to 1398 code for a protein of 342 amino acids.